AUGUCAAAAAUAAUCCCUGAGAUCACUGAAAAGUUCGAAAUUGUUCUUGCUUCGUCUUCAGCAAGAAGAUAUGAGAUAGUGCAUGAUAUAAUGGGGUUUUCGGAAACUACCAUAAUGAAGCCAUCAUUUGAAGAGGAUUUGGACAAGACACUAUAUGAAGGCAGACCAGUGGACUACGUAAUUGACACCAGCCGAGGUAAAGCAGACAGUAUUUUAGAUGACCUCAAAGACGACAAGAAGGUUAACUUAAGACCCAAAAUUGUGAUCUGCGCAGACACAAUUGUCAUUGACGAGAACGAUACGAUUCACGAGAAGCCCAAAAUUGAAGAGGUUCAAUUGCGCAAUUUGGAAGCUUUCUGCAAAAGUAAAGAUCCAGUGAGAGUUGCGACCGCUGUUAAUAUCAUCCUUUGGAGGGGUCCUGAUCAGUAUGAGAUUUCAAGCUUUCAUGAUAUAACAGAGUUAUAUUUUGAUCAUGAUUUGCCAUCAGAUAUUGUACGCGACUUUGUACGCUCUCAUAACUCACUUGAAGUUGCAGGUGGCUUCCAAGUACAAACGUUUGGUGGAUGUAUGAUCCCAAGAAUAAACGGUGACUAUUACAAUGUGGUGGGCCUACCGCUCAACAAGACAUUUAAAACGAUUUACACCUUUGCAAAAAGGACUUGA
Lachancea fermentati is the source of this 663-nucleotide messenger RNA. NCBI's taxonomy places the organism in Eukaryota, Fungi, Ascomycota, Saccharomycetes, Saccharomycetales, Saccharomycetaceae. The record is from the annotation of a GenBank genome assembly.